Cololabis saira (Pacific saury) is the source of this 2285-nucleotide messenger RNA. It is a transcript of the gene cep20, whose product is annotated as centrosomal protein 20. Gene Ontology annotation, molecular function: protein binding. The transcript has 4 exons. Gene Ontology annotation, cellular component: motile cilium; ciliary basal body; centrosome. Gene Ontology annotation, biological process: microtubule anchoring; cilium assembly. Bases 32 to 454 code for a protein of 140 amino acids. Lineage: Eukaryota; Metazoa; Chordata; Actinopteri; Beloniformes; Belonidae. The record is from RefSeq and is a predicted model, not a curated record.
CAGUGAGCUGCGGUUGUUUACACUGGUUGCAAUGGCGACGAUCACUGAGCUCAAGUGUGCCGUGAGGGAAACGCUGGAGUCCCGUGGUGUCCUGGACCAGCUCAAGGCUCGGAUCCGGGCCGAGGUUUUCAGCGCCCUGGAUGAGCCACGUGAACCGCGCCCGCAGCUCUCCCACGCCAACCUGCUCCUAAACGAGCUCAUCCGAGAGUACCUGGAGUUCAACAGGUACAGGUACACGGCAUCGGUGCUUACAGCAGAGUCAGGACAACCCGAGGCUCCCUUGGACAGACAGUUCCUGGCAAACCAGCUGAAAGUUUCAGAGGAUGCAAGCUCCAAGUCUGUACCUCUUCUGUAUGGAUUGGUGUCUCACUUCCUCAACAACGGCGAUAACGGAGCCAAGGUGGUUCUCCGCGGUGCUGCCGUCGGUCACGUAGCUCCUGGUCCUGAUGUAUAAAUUGGAUGAUGCCCUGGUGACUUGUGAUGCUCAUGGGUACAAAGAGCUUUGGCAGACCCGUGGAUGACUUGAAGUUGUGUGAAACUGUGAACCUACUGAAAUCUCCCAGGUGCCUCUUGUCCACAGUGUUCAUGUUGUAAUCCUGAAGCAUUAGAACAUGUAUAAUCCAGGGUUAUUAGUUUGUGUAGUUUUUAUGAAUUGCUAAAUGAUUUCCAUAGCUGGGCCUUAUGUUUUGUGUUCAUAUAUAGAUUUUUUUCAUUUCAGACCAAUUAAGACCAGCAACUUUAGUUUCGAAGUGAUGCCACUCUAUUUAAGCUUUGUUUUCCUACUAAUUUAAGGAUCAGAUUAAGUUCACUAAUGCCUUUUCUGUUGUGUUUUACAAAUGUUUGGGGUUUUUUCACUGUUUUUUUUAAGCCUUCAAAAUAAAUAUUUUAUUUGUACACAACUUUAAAUCAGUGGAAGUGCUAUUUUUAUCGUGGUCCACUUGGUGGCAGUUUCACAUCACUUAAAGCUGAAAGCUGAGGGUUGCUCAGUCAUGUUUUCUUAAACCUGUUAUAGAGCAGUUGCUGCCCUUGUUUACCUCUGCCAUUGUAAAUAAAAACACUCUUCCAUGCCUUCCUUAUAAAAGCAUGUUUUUUUUAUUGUAAAUGAUUGUUUAUGGAGACAUGUCAAAAGGUUUGACCUACAAACAGGUAAUAUUUGAACGAUUCGGUGAAAACAUAAUAUGCCAAGUCAAUUCAAAAGUUAUCCAUGUAGCACAUUUGAAACAAGAAAUUUACCAAAGUGCGGGACAAUUGUAAUGAUAAAAAAAAAAAAGGAAUUUCAGCAAUUAAUAUUAAACUAAGAACUGAUGUAAUUAAAUAACUACACCACAGCUAAACUAACAACAAAUAAAAAGUAAAACUGUUUGAUAUGAACCCUCUCAAUUUGCAUAACUGGGUCUAGAAGCCAAUGAAAAUAAAUAGUUUUCGGGACAAUAUUCAAACAAGAUAUGAGCUGAUUUCAAAAAAGCUGUAGUGAUAUAAUUUAUAUAUAGCUGAUGUGUUGUAUCUCAAUAUUAACACUGUGGGUGAAACAGUGGCACAGAUUGUCAUUUUGUUGUUGUACCGGUAACCUAUUUUAAGCUUUAGGAACUCAAACAAAGUUAUGCAGUGUGUGAUGUGCAUUUCAUUUAAAUGUAUUUGUAAGAAUAGAUUGUUAAACCUUUUGCUUUUUGCAGAUUUUGAUCACAUGACAGUUGAAAUUGCACCUGAACAGUGACUGAAAUAACUAAGAUUACUAUGACAUGUAAACUAUCAUUGUGUCAGUAUGAAACACAACUAAGCAUCUGCACCUUUGUACCUGGGUUUGCUAUUUAUUCCAAUUUGGUUUCAUAAAGAUUUAUUGUGAUCAUUAAGAAGUACUGCCUGCACAUGCGCUUACUCCCUGUCCAGAUGAUACUGCUUACACUCUCUUUCUUGUUUGUGUAUUUUCCUAUUGUGUUCUUCGAAACCUACAAGAGGCUACAAAGUACUUACAACUUCAAUAAUUGUGUUUGUUUUCAGAUUUUCUUAAGGGUAUCAUAACAGAGCAAUCAAUUGUAUUGGAUGUUCAGAAAAGAGCAAUGAAUAAUAAGAAAACCAAAACCCUCACCCAACAAAAAUGUACUUACAACAAGAAGAAAAAUACAGCAACACAUUUAAAUUCCACACAGGAUGCAUCCCACAUCACCAGCGAGGCAUCUUCUCUAACAAGCUCACAGCAGUUGCAUUUCACCUCCAAGGAGGUGAAAUGCAACACACAAUUUACUGUGUACGGCCUUUCAUUUUUGGAUUAUCCACAACACCGUCAA